AUGAAUCAACAAUUAUUUCGACAAGAAAAGGUUCCAUCUAUCAAUGUUCACAUUUCGGAAGAUUUAAGAGAAUCAAAUAAAAUAUUUGUUGGCGACCAAGAAAAAAUCAUUGAUCUUAGUUGUGAGGCCGAUGAAAUUCGAACAAUGAUCGGAUAUAUUAUUAACAAACACCCUAAUAUUAAAACCACUUUGAACCUUUGCGAAUUGUGGACACCAUCCAAAAUGAAUAGAACUAAAAGCAUUCCACGUCCACAAAAUGCUUUCAUGCUUUUUCGAAAGGACGUGUCAAAAGAGUUUUACAAAGCCAAUCAGUCUUUAUCAGUCGGAGAUUCUUCCAUUAUUGCGUCGAAUAGAUGGAAUGAAAUUUCUGGUAAUGAAAAAAAAUUUUGGAUGGAUUUAGCGGGAGUCUGCAAGAAAUUAGAGAAGACUGCUCCUUACGUCUUUAAAAAUUCAAAAUUUGCAAAUAUUACGAAGCAGACUUUCGUCGAUCCUCCCAUCAUUCCAAGUCAGCAUUUGAACACCUCAUCUGAACCAGUUAUUCCUUCAUCUUCAAUUACCAAGUCUACACAUAGACCUACUGCUCGAUCAUCAGCACUGAUAAGCAAUAUAACUCUGGAUGCUUUUUUGAGACAAUUUCUUCAACAAUCAAUAGCAGCUCUCGCAAAAAUUCUGUAUCCACUUCAGAGAGCAAAUACUGUACUGUAUUGGGAUCAACAGUUCACGGGACUUAAUGCACAUCCCGAGCCCGUAGAGCAGUCGUUUACGUUUGAGACCGAUUUUAAUCCAAAUCUCUCAGGGCUUAAUUAUGACAUAAUUGACCCAAGCUUGCUUUCUUCGGAUCCAUCAGGAGCAAAUAUUUCAUCCCUUUUAGGCUUUGAACCAUUAUAUUAUUCCAAUUCUUUAGAAUUCGGUGUCAUUGACCCUGCAUUACUUUAUCUGGAUCCACCUUCAUUUACACCUUUUUCCUAA
Messenger RNA from Acaulospora morrowiae, 969 nucleotides. The record is from the annotation of a GenBank genome assembly. Lineage: Eukaryota; Fungi; Glomeromycota; Glomeromycetes; Diversisporales; Acaulosporaceae.